Molecule: messenger RNA, 1864 nt
Organism: Periophthalmus magnuspinnatus
Lineage: Eukaryota; Metazoa; Chordata; Actinopteri; Gobiiformes; Gobiidae
Gene: gmeb2
Product: glucocorticoid modulatory element binding protein 2
Exons: 10
Coding region: 291-1781 (496 amino acids)
Biological process (GO): positive regulation of transcription by RNA polymerase II
Cellular component (GO): nucleus
Molecular function (GO): DNA-binding transcription activator activity, RNA polymerase II-specific; RNA polymerase II cis-regulatory region sequence-specific DNA binding
Source: RefSeq, a predicted model, not a curated record
GUUUGAGCGCACGUGUGAGUGAAAACACAAAGAAGCGCUGUUUGUUGUUAGCAUGGUUAGCUCAGUUAGCAUGGGUAGCAUCCAAGCAAGAAGAGGAUGAAAUUCUAAAACGUGAUAGAUUCACACAUGUCUGAGUACAUAACUACGGAGACUAACCAUAGUUUACGGUGGUAUUUACUUUAGUCUGACUUAAACAGCUCGUUUAGUAAAUAACGAACAAGGUGUAGUGUGAUCCAUUCUCUCCGCACUGAACACGGAUUGACCUGUGUCAAAAGGAUGUACCUGCCCUGAUGGCCUCGGAGGUGAACAUGUCCGGGAUGGGAGAGGUGGUGAUCGUUCUCCCGGAGGCUGUGAGAGGAGAGGUGCCUGGGGAGGAGGAGGAGGAGGAGAAGGUCUCUGCACAACUUGCAUCAAAGCCAAGUGAAGAGAUGCCCAUGGGGACCCCAGAGGAGGCCCAGGCUGACACCUCUGCUGCAGACUCUCUGUCAAAAGAGGCAGUCAUUGUGAAACUAUCCGAGGAGGUGGACACAGAGGCAGACGUCUUUUACUCCAUCACAUGUGGAGAUGCCAAAGCCACUCUUGUCUGGAAGAAAUUUGUCUGCCCAGGGAUCAAUGUGAAAUGUGUGCAGUUCAACUCACAGCUCAUCAGUCCCAAAGAGUUUGUGUGUUUAGCAGGGAAGUCCACUCUGAAGGACUGGAAGAGGGCCAUUCGCCUCAACGGCACCAUGCUAAGGAAAAUCAUGGACUCUGGAGAGCUGGACUUCUACCAGCAUUCCAAAGUUUGCUCCAACACGUGCCGCAGCACCAAGAUCGACCUGGUGGGAGCCAAAGUGUCCCUGAGUGUGGAUGGGGCCUCAGAACUGCUCCCAACCACCCCAGCAGCAGACUUGAAUGGAAUGGCUCUGUCGUUCUCAGAGUCCACAGAUGAAGCCUCAGAGUGGGUCACCGCCAUUGGAGAGGACUCGGUGGCCUUUUGGAAAGCAGUGAAAGAGGCGGGGAUGCUGGACGAGGUGGUCCUGGACUUUGAGAAGGAGCUCCAGGACAUUCUGAAGGGGCUGGAGGAGAGAGCCAAUGACCCGCCUCUGCAGGUCAAAGAUGCAGUGCUGCUGAAUAACAUUGUGCAGAACUUUGGGAUGUUGGACCUGGUGAAGAAGGUCUUGGCCAGUCACAAGAGCCAGAUGGACCGGUAUCGCGAGCAGUACACACGCAGCCUGGCAGCCCUGGAGCAGCAGUGUGAUGAGCAUCGGAAGAGGGCCAAAGAGCUGAAGAGUCGCUCCCAGCACCUCAAUAACGUGCUGAUGACACUGACCCCGGUGCCCUGCCCCCCGGUGGCCAAGCGUCCCCGCCUGACCCGUGCAGUGUCCGGGCCGGCUGCAGUGGGGGGCUCCCCGCAGCAGAUUAGCCUUCCUCUGAGCCAGCUGAGUGGACUGCCUCUUGGCAAAGUGCUGACGGUGGCUGGAACCCAGGCUGGCUCUGCUUUGGGGGGGUACACUCUGCUGACCUCCCCCCUGCCUGGCUCCGACUUGGGCUCCGAUGCCUCCAACUUGACGGUGCUCCAGGAUGGGGUGGUCAAAGUACUGGGGCCACAGUUUCAGCUGCUCACUCUGCCCACCACACUGCAGGGCCCCACUGUGGAGGCUCUGUCUGCAGAGCAGGCCCCGGGCUCCACGGCUGAGGGUCCUGAGGCUGAGGGUCCCACACAGGAGGACUUGGCACAAGAAAGCCCUGCUCCUCCUUCUGAGCAGACCGCAGAGGAGCAGCCUCUGUCCACUGCAGACUGACAGGACUUGCACUGACCCUUUCUGCUACACUGUCUGUGUGUGUUAUACUAUACUACCUUCAUUAAAGCUUAAUUUUGGACUGU